GUGAUCAAAAGCACUGUUAUGGUCUCCAAUAAAAUAGUAUCUUUACUUCGUUUCUUGUAUUUUAUUCGAAAUAUUUCGUAUAUAUAUAUUUAUAUUAAACAAAAAAAGAUGAGGUAUUCAACAACGUUUAAUCGAAAAAAAAAAUUCUUUGCGCUCGACUUGGCCUUGUAGAAAGGAAAUAUAAAAAAAGAGGUUAUAGGACUAGGAAAAAAGGAGGAGGAGCAGAAGAAGAAGAAGAAGAAGAAGAAGAAAAAGAGGAUGAUUAGUGUGGAAAAAACAACAAAUGUUCCUCUUAUUAUAUUUUCUUUAUGUGCCAUGUACUAUUGAAUUCUAGAUUAAUUAGAGCAUGGAAGAUACUGUUAAAAGCUUUAGUCUUGUUUCUUUUCUACCUACUUUAAAAUUACUAGUAGAAUUGAGUUAAUUUUUAUGCGAACUACUAAUAACCUCGGGUUUUUAUAUUUUUACUCUGUUUCAUCAAUUCUUUUAGUCCCUUCUAAAUUACUUUGGGUCUGUUUGUUUGAAAUGGAUUUAUUUUAUAGAUAGAAAUAAAAACAUAUUUACCAUCAUCCUGAACAAUGACAAGGAGCGUUAUAUAAUACUUUUGGCGUUAACAAAGGAAACCGUUUUUAUAUUGCAUAUAUUGUCUUCAUAUCCAGAUUGAUGUUCGCAUUAAAAAUUGCUUUUUCCUACAAAUUUGCUUUUUCUUUUUGUUUGGAUUUUUAUAACGGAAUUGAAAUUAAAUGAAAGAGAUAUUUGCAGUUUGAACUUGGAUUUGUAGUCUAUACAGAAUGUCAGAUAUGCUGAAGGCGUUUAAGGACGUUUCUUAAAAAAAACGGAUAUUUGCAUUCUAAAUUAACACCUGUUUUGCAAAUUCCCAAGGGCUAUAGUAUAGAAAAAAGCCUGUUUAGCUAAACGUAGAGCUAGAGAUAGGUUUGUAAUUGUCAUAUAUUGUUGGCUUUGUUAUUAGAGCAGAUGAAAGACGGAGCGUGGAACGUAUCUAUCUGCUCAAGGAUAUUGAGAAGAAUAGCAAACAAACAGGUUUGUAUUUGGUAAAUAGGCUGAAUUGAUCACGUUUUCCCUUUCUCAAUGUACCGAUUAUAUCGUUGUUGGUUAUUGAUAAAGUAACGAAAUUUGGAACUGACGAAACAUCCUGGAAGUGCCUCUCGGAAGAGAACCUGUCAUGAGCCUAAUAGGCCAGUUUAUGGAGGUAAUUCAGCAGUUUUUUCAUGUUGUUAUGGAAACGAGGUGUCAACUAAAACCAAACGUGGUUUGUCAACAUAGCAAAAUUGGUUAGAUUAUUCAUAUUAGCUAGAUUUUUCUUUUUUUUAUGCUGUUUCGCUAUUUGCCGCCGGAUUUACAGAUUCUAGUCCUUGAGUAGUACUUGCAGUAGAGCGUUUUACGCGGAAAACGGGAGAUGAUGUCAAUAGAUGGCGGCAAGACUAUUUAUAUUCUAUUAAAAGAAAGUAUUUGAUAUUUCAUAUUUUUACGUCAUCAAGCAGAUGUUGCCUUUGAACGGAUAGUUUUUUUAAAAUAAUAACCCAACUAGCAAAAAGAUUAGAUUCUUCACUUUUCACCUUUUCUAUUUGCUUUGAAAAAGUAAAAUAAUAUGCUCUAGGGUUAAGAAAAGAGAGAGAGAGAGAGAGUAGGCUUACAUGUUAUACAGACCGCUAAAGGAUUUAUUUACUAAAGAAUGCGUAACGCUUUUUAAAGUAUUACAAUAUGAUAUUUAUUUAUAAUAUAAUCGUUACAGUAUGAUACAAUUUGUGGGCAGAGAAAGCCUAGUUAAUUCCUUUUAAUUUCAUUUAGGAAGGCAUUUCAAUGGCUAUUUCCCCUUAGAUAUUAAUCAUAAUAAGGAUAAAUCACUAUAGGCCAAUAUCAUUUCAAGCUAAAGCUCAAAUCCUCCUUGUCAACAAACAUUCCUUUCACACGUGCUAAUCGCGUAUACUUUUUUUACUGCAAAUGUCUGGAAUACUACUACCAGCUUCAAGUCGCUUAAAGAGUGAUUGGACCGAUUAUACGCUUAUUAUAGCGUCAAAUUGCGUUGGAAACGUGGGACAAUUAUCAGCUGAUUUGUUAAUUUCAACGCUCUGGCUGAAUAAAAUAGCUUAUUUGCAUACUGAUUUAUUACUUCCAGCUGUUGGUAAUGAUCCAUAUGCAACAGGUAAGAUCGAGAAAACUUGUAAAUUAAGUACCUGUUGUGAACUAUAUGAAAAUGAAGCCUUGAAAUUAGCAAUUAUACAAUUAAGGUCUAGGAUAGCAAAGGGUAGAAAAGGAGAGUAUGUAAGAAGAUUAGAACAUUGGAUACGAUGUUCAAAAUUUGAAAAUGUCAUCAUAGUAUCUUCAUCUAAUUUACACAAACGGCAAGAGUCUGAAAUAAAGGGCCCAACUUUCAAAUAUUUGAUAUCCGACACUUUAAAGGAAAGCGCCGGUAAAGUACUAAAAGACAGCCUUGAAUGGAAAGAGCACGAGUACGAAUCCAUUGAUAACGUUCAAUUACCCGGUAGCGGUAUAGCAUUACCGUUAUUCUCAAAGUGUUCAAAAUUCGAUAUGAAUAUAAUUUUAAUCUUCGUAUAUACGGAAAGAGGAGAUAAUCUACAAAAUGCUUAUAUACUAUGUAACAUGCUCAACGAUUGGAAAGGUUGGUUGGAUAUGAAAAAAAGUGGAAAAACCGAAAUUGCAAAAGGUCAAUGGAAACCUCCAGUAAGUUGGCGAUGGCGUCACGGUUACAAAAAGGAUGAUAUGUAUAAGUCUUAAACCAGUUGAUUAGGAUGAGACAAUAUUGUUCUCUUGUUAUUUUUUACAUUUCUUUUAGCUAACCCUGCCAAAGAAAUAGUGUUACAGUAAUAUUUAAAGUUUAAUACAUUUUUUAUGCAACGA
Messenger RNA from Dimorphilus gyrociliatus, 2877 nucleotides. The record is from the annotation of a GenBank genome assembly. Lineage: Eukaryota; Metazoa; Annelida; Polychaeta; Dinophilidae.